ACGAUGAUGACGUCCGUGUGUUCUUCAAAAUGUUUCCCCCUGUUAAUCUAAACGUAAUGAACAAGGGGACCUGCUGACUGUUUAUAAUGUGUUGUGAUUGAGAUACUAACCCACCAAACAUACUGGAAAGUGACAAAGUGACGUUUUCCGCUCUAAAUGACACAACUACACGGUCGCCAUCAUUAAACUAACUGGACGCUGUUUGACUCUCGCACUCCCCGGGAGGGAAGCCGUUUUCUGGGGGAAAGGUCACUGAAGUCUCGGUUGGGGGUGCUGACCGUCACCGUGAGACAAGUAACUACAGCAACACAAUCGUGGAAGGAGACAAAAACUUGUUCCCUCCAGUCAUGCAGCUGGUGAUCCGCCGCUACCGUCCCUCAGACAAGGACACAGUGUUAUCCCUGUUCAGCGUCACCACCCUUGGGCUCAUCCAACCAUGUUUUAAAAUGGCCAUAUUAAGCCCUCUGUACAUGGCCAUCACUCUGGCUCUGUGUGUUGCUGGCUACCUCCUCGGCGCUGUGUUGGGGGCAGUGGUGUUACCAGGAGCCUGGGUGGGCGUUAUCUACUGCUGCUGCCAUGCGAUAUAUUCAGGUUACCUCAGAAAUAAACUCAAGACAGACAUGCAGGACAUCCCUGGGAACUUUCUGAGCAGACCGGACGACUGUUACUGGGUGGCAGAGGCUGAGGUUGAAGGGAUUGCCAAGAUCGUGGGUAUGGUGGCCGUGGUGGGUCAACAAAGUGGUGACGAACGAUACGGGGAACUGUUCAGGAUGAGCGUCUCACCAACAUGCAGACGAAUGGGCAUUGGUGUCAGGCUGACUGAGACUGUGUUUGACUUCUGUAAGGAACGAGGCUUUUCUGCGGUGGUGCUGAGCACCAGCUCCCCUACACAAGCUGCCGUGGCUCUGUACAAGAAACUGGGCUUCAGCCUGGUCCCGUAUGACAACAAAUCAUCAGCUUACUCUUGGAUCUUAAUGCUUGCCAGGGUCACAGUGUUUAGAAUGAAGAAACAGCUGUAGGUCUGGAAUAACACUGAACAGCUACGGUGACGUUCCUGUUAUGUUCCUCUUUAUCAGUGAUUUAAGCCCAUGAAUCGAUGAUGUUUUACCCAAAUUAUAACUGCAAUUAAUCCAUAUAUAAUCCUUGCCUACAAAUCUUGUUUUCCAGUUAUAGAAAACAUGAUUGUUUGGUGCUGACCUAAACAAAAUUCACAUCAUCGUGAUUUUAAUUUUUUUUUUUCUUACAAAUCAUGAAUCAGAUCACAAUCAAAAUAUCAAAUAUUCACCAUAUUGAUGUAAGUAUGAAUCACCCAAACAGCCUUUUGGUUUUGCUGAAUGUAUUUGUGGGAUGUUUAGCAAGUCUUUUAAUGUUUUUACCUUGAAAAUAAAAAUUGUGAUGUCAUUAAUCACAAAUCCAA
This is a messenger RNA of Acanthopagrus latus (yellowfin seabream), 1417 nucleotides long. RefSeq names its product probable N-acetyltransferase camello. NCBI's taxonomy places the organism in Eukaryota, Metazoa, Chordata, Actinopteri, Spariformes, Sparidae. The record is from RefSeq and is a predicted model, not a curated record. The coding region runs from base 348 to 1019 and encodes 223 amino acids. The transcript is spliced from 2 exons. Gene Ontology annotation, molecular function: N-acetyltransferase activity.